Metarhizium brunneum ARSEF 3297 is the source of this 516-nucleotide messenger RNA. RefSeq lists its product as uncharacterized. Lineage: Eukaryota; Fungi; Ascomycota; Sordariomycetes; Hypocreales; Clavicipitaceae. The record is from RefSeq and is a predicted model, not a curated record.
AUGCAUCAUGAAGGAGACGAAUAUGACAACAACACGACGGACCCCUUUAGAGAUGAUAAUGAUGACAUGGACGACGAUGAUGACCUAGAUGUAGACGUUGUUCAAGAUGGUGGACGUGGAUCCUGGUGGAGAGGCAUGGUCGGAAGAAGAAGCAGUGCAGACGAUGGUGAAUCUGACGAGGCAGACGAGGAUGAUGAUGAAUUCGGUGACUUUGCCAUGGCGGAAGAUGACAAGAGUGGUGGAACUUCGAACAAGGAACAGUUGGUACUGAGACCGCUAGCCGUCAAUCCCGCCAAGGAAAGCAGCAGAGGUCUCAGCGGUCUGUGGCCGUUUGGGUCCAGAAGCGAAAGCAACAAAGCCAAACGUGACGAAGAAGGACACGGCCUGAAAGAUGAAGUGGUAGUAUCUGCAGACGAGAAGAAGGGAGAGGAUUAUAGAGCCAUUGAGGUCAGGGAGGCAACGAGUCGGACUAGCAUUGAAGAACCGGAUGAGGAAGAAAUAGUAGUUGGGAAAUGA